AUAGUCACCGUUUAGUCUGCUUGCGUGAGUUAUCAUGCUCUGUGUUCAGCACAAUCGAACCCUUCGCUCUCAAUUCGAAUUCAUCAUCAACAAACAGAGAGGCAAGACAAUACCUGUCGUUCUAGUGAGACGACUAGGCAAGGCGGUCUGUGUAUGUCACGCUCGUGUUACUGGAGACGACGAGUUUCAGUCGGAACUCGAAGCUGUCAAGAUUUGGCUGACGUCUCACCGCCGCCGGCAUUCAAAUCACUAUGGUGAUGACGUCAUGCAUGUACUAAAGAGUGCUUGUGAUGAGGCUGGAGAUUCGAAGAAAAACGUGGAAGACGUAUUUGGAAAGCUAAGAAUGCUGUCUGUUUUAAUGAAAGUAGAGAAGGCUGAUUAUUCAUGUAUACCAAAUUUGUCAUCAGAGAGACAUUUACAGCUAAAGUUUGAAGAAAAGUUAAAGCUUGACUUGAAACCUCGGCACGUUGGUUUGCUGAUCGGUACAAAGGGAAUACAUGUCAAACCUCUGUGCAAGAAGUUUGAGGCCGACAUUGCAAUAUUAACUCCUCGAACGUUCUUCAGAGCAAGACCCUGGUGGCUACCGGAUGCAGACAGUGAUGUUGUAGAUGUGAAGGUGGCCGCUCCUAAUGUCGACUCUUUGAAACAAGUAAUGAGUGAUUUAAAGAUCAGAGCGGAGAAGGUGCGGGCAGCUAAAGCAAAAAAUGAUUUGGCUGCUAAAGUACGAAAAUUAAUGUACCAAAAUACAUUACCUAAAACGAGUUUACUAGCCGAUGAGACGGUUGAUAAACCAGAGGAAGUAAAAGAGAAAGCACGUGCCGAUUUUAUAAAGAAAAGACUCAAGACGCCAUCGAUCAGAGUCAAAGCUGCUCCUGUUCUUGAGAAUGGGUAUUGUGUGCAUUGCAUGUCUCCGUUCUUUAAGGGAGGAAAUGAGCAGGGCUGUUGCCAGUUUCACAAAGGAUUCGAAUGCGGUGGUUUUUGGUCGUGUUGCAAUGAGAGAUGCGAUGGUUUGGUUACACACGAGAUGCAUGCAACAACAGGUUGUACGUUGGGUAGACACGUGUGGCGACCGAGAGUGGCAAGUAAAUGCAAGCACAACAGCUCUAGGAAGGGACGAAAAGAAAAGUUCAUCAGAAAACGUCUUUGGCUUUAUUAGUGUAGUUAGACUGAUGUUGAGUGUGUGUACGAAUAUGUCAGGUUUGCAACAUAUUGAAUGUUCUAAUUGAUCUGUAUUGCUAUGAUACUAACAUGAUGUUUGCUGUACUUUGUGAUUGAAUAAACAUGGGUAUAGACUCGUUUUAUACCGAUCA
Molecule: messenger RNA, 1310 nt
Organism: Corticium candelabrum
Lineage: Eukaryota; Metazoa; Porifera; Homoscleromorpha; Homosclerophorida; Plakinidae
Exons: 1
Coding region: 35-1156 (373 amino acids)
Source: RefSeq, a predicted model, not a curated record